This is a messenger RNA of Pseudophryne corroboree (corroboree frog), 981 nucleotides long. RefSeq names its product three prime repair exonuclease 2-like. NCBI's taxonomy places the organism in Eukaryota, Metazoa, Chordata, Amphibia, Anura, Myobatrachidae. Gene Ontology annotation, molecular function: nucleic acid binding; 3'-5'-DNA exonuclease activity. Gene Ontology annotation, cellular component: cytoplasm. Bases 97 to 774 code for a protein of 225 amino acids. Gene Ontology annotation, biological process: DNA catabolic process. The record is from RefSeq and is a predicted model, not a curated record. The transcript has 2 exons.
ACCAGCACUUUAUAAGCUGCCACAACAUGACCAGAGAAGGACACCGCUUAUACCAGCUGAGCUGACAGAGGCACCGAGAUCUAGCAGGCCACAGUUAUGGGCAGUUUGGUGAGAACCUUUAUUUUCUUGGACCUGGAAGCCACAGGCCUAAACCAAGAUGAUCCUAAGAUAACAGAGCUGUCUCUGGUGGCUGUCCAUGUGUCCUCUUUGAGGAACCCAGUCCAUGAUGAUUCGGGAAAGCUGCAGUUACCCCGAGUGCUAGACAAGCUUUCUCUGUGUGUAGAUCCAGGGAAGCCCCUCACUCAGAAGGCUGCAGAAAUCACCGGUCUCAGCAAUGAACAACUGACCACUUGUGAGAAGCAGUUGUUCGAGGAGACUCUCAUUAACACCGUCAAUGAGUUUGUGAAUCGUCAGGCCCAGCCUGUCUGCCUGGUUGCCCAUAAUGGAUUUUCAUAUGACUUUCCCCUACUGAAGACUGAACUGCUGCAACACCAGCGCGAUUUCCCUAGUUCCAUGCUGUGCCUAGAUUCCUUACCAGCUUUAAGAUACCUGGAUAAUCAGAACCAUCCAAACACAGUCAAAGGGCGGUACUCCCUUCCAGAACUGUACCGACGUUACUUCGGCACGGAGCCAGAUUUGUCUCAUUACGCAGAGGGCGAUGUAAUAACUCUCAUCCUGGUCUUCAUGUCCAGAGCAGAGCAUUUGCUGGAAGCAGCCAGUUACAAGAGGUGGGGCGAGAUCGCCCCAAUGUACGGAUUACCCACAGUGCAGUAAUAACACGAUGCUUCGUGCUCAGCCGUGUGAUGGGACUGUAUAUAUAUAUUGAUAUUCUAUAUGAAAUAUUAACUAACACGUCCAUUCCUGACACUUUUUUAUUUUUUUCUCUGAUUUAGUAUCUUACCUCUGCAGUUUAUGGUAAAUGUGUAUUAUUGUUCUUUUUGUAUUGUGAAUUAAACUGAACUUUGUUUUUAUACCUUCAAA